CGUGUGAAGGGGCGCACACUCUGUCGGAACUGAUGCAAACAGAACUCCCAGAGAACGAAACGCCUCUGAGCCAGAGUCCCGACACAACACUGUGCAUUAUAUACUCGAGUGGCACUACGGGAUUGCCAAAAGGUGUAGAGCUGACCCACCGCAACAUUAUAGCUCAAGUGACAGCAUACAGGUAUAUGGACCAUGUAUUUGAGGUGGGAGAUUCCUUCCUGUGCUCAGUUGCAUUUAUGCACAUUGGCGGCUUCUGGUCUUGCUUCUGCUAUCUCGGACUGGGAUGCAAGGUGGUUCUUUGUGAUGCAACUGACGUUGAAUCAACGUUGUCUGCCAUACAGGAACACAAGCCGACGACAGCUGGGCUCUAUCCCACCACCAUCCGCCAACUGGAUCAGUGCCCAAACUACGAGGACUUCGACACAAGCAGCCUGACAAAAAUUAUAUAUGGCGGCGGAUCAGUGAGCGUGCCUAUAUCCGACAGUGUCAUCAGAAAGUUCGGCUUGAAGGAAAUUGUGCAAGUUUACGGCAUGACAGAGCUCACCAGCUGCCUCGCAUGUUCAUCCUAUCUGGACGACUUGAAGAGUGUUGGAAAACCUGCUCCUUUCUUUGAAAUAAAAGUGGUGGACUUUCUAACACGCAAACCCCUGGGACCAAAUCAGCAAGGUGAAGUUUGCGCGAAGAGUCCAGCCGCCUUCAAGGCCUAUUUGAAUCAACCGAAAGCGACAGCUGACGCCUAUGAAGAUGGAUUCGUCCGCACUGGGGACAAGGGCUACUACACGGAGGACGGCAGCAUCUUCUUGUGCGGUCGGUUCAAGGAACUCAUAAAGUGCAUGGACCAGCAGGUAUAUCCAGCCGAGCUAGAAGAGCUGCUGGCUUCAGACCCCGAGGUGCGACACGUGAUCGUGGCCGGGGUUCCGCACUCACAGUAUGUUGAGGCUGCCCGGGCAUUCGUUGUGCACCAGCGCCGCCUUACGGAUCCCCUCGAACAGCAGAAGGAAGCGGAGAGGCUGAAGAAACUCGUCGCCGAUCGACUGGCGCAUCACAAGCAGCUGCAUGGCGGUCUUGAGUUCCUCGACUGCAUCCCAGAAUCUGAAUACGGAAAACAUGCGCGCAAGUUUCUUAGGGAAAGAUAUAUUCACCGGUGCCACAGCAGCGACGAGAGCGGGAAUGCAAUUACAAGCGAGAAUGAUUGAUUUUUCUUGUAUAUUCAAUGGCAGCAUACAUGAGCCAUCUGAUGAUGGUGGUUUUAUUCACAAUAUUGGU
Messenger RNA from Rhipicephalus sanguineus (brown dog tick), 1266 nucleotides. RefSeq names its product luciferin 4-monooxygenase. The record is from RefSeq and is a predicted model, not a curated record. Lineage: Eukaryota; Metazoa; Arthropoda; Arachnida; Ixodida; Ixodidae. Bases 33 to 1196 code for a protein of 387 amino acids. Gene Ontology annotation, molecular function: CoA-ligase activity. The transcript has 7 exons.